Ceratitis capitata (Mediterranean fruit fly) is the source of this 1544-nucleotide messenger RNA. RefSeq names its product 52 kDa repressor of the inhibitor of the protein kinase. NCBI's taxonomy places the organism in Eukaryota, Metazoa, Arthropoda, Insecta, Diptera, Tephritidae. The transcript is spliced from 4 exons. Bases 424 to 1503 code for a protein of 359 amino acids. The record is from RefSeq and is a predicted model, not a curated record. Gene Ontology annotation, molecular function: sequence-specific DNA binding.
UGUAAUUUUCUGUGGAACAUAUAUAAAUUCCAAUACAAUUUCUUCAUGGUUCGCGGUCGUGUAUUCAGUUGGUUACUGAUAUCCGAAAUAUAAAUAUAUCCGAGUUAACGGGUUAUCAGAUAACAGAUAAGAUUUGAUAUUGUUACGUAUAGCACAGGGCAAGGAAAUAUUAUUUGAAUAUGAAUAUUAGAUUGGCCUCUAUGUACUUAUGUAUGUAUUUGCAUUAAAAAUCGCCAAAUUUCCUUUUGUUGAUAUCGGAAAUAAUCGAUAGUUGACUGUUGAAUAAUCCAAAAAUGAGACAUCGCUAUGAUUUUGACAGCAAUAAAAUACGUCACAGAAGAUAAUUUUUGGUAACAAAUAAACGUAAUUGUAGAAUUAAGAGUAAAUAAGUUUCUAGGUAAAGCGAAGCUCAAACUAAAAUAAAUGAAGUGCGCUGUCUUAAAUUGCAAAAGCACCAACCUUUCGAGGGCGUCCGAUUUCAGUUUUUUUCGUUUUCCCAGUGAACCCACUUUGUUAGAGAAAUGGAUGAAAUUUUGCCGGCGCAAAAAUAAAUUCAAUCCAAGCACAUCUGUAAUGUGCAUGAAUCAUUUUACUCCUGAUGAUAUCGAAAACAGACAAAAAUUUGAAAUGGGUUUCUCGAAACGAAGAUUGCUUAAGAAUGGAGCUGUUCCAACACUUUAUAAAGGCAAUGUUGAACAAGAGAUUGAUGAAGCAACUAAGCUAGAGAAUAAAAGAAUUGUGGAUGAAUUACUUAAGCAAUAUGAUGCGGAUCUCACAAAAGCAGAAGAGUUGAAGGAGACAACCAUUGAUAUUUCAGAAAACAUGGAUGAAGAUAUUGAAGACUUCUUAAAGAACGAACACACCCUUAUUGAAAACCAAGAAUCGCAGAAUCCCUUGCAUGUCUCAUACACACAAAAUUCUGGUGAAGUUUCAGAUACGGAGCAAAAGUUGAUCGAACUGAAACGCGCCAAUGACGCGCUGCAAAAAGAAAAUAGCCAACAUCGCAUAGAGCUCGCUGCAGCGAAACGAAUUUUAAUAGGAGAGCAAAGGAGACAUCGUUACGCGGUGCAGGCUUUGUCAAAACGUUUAACUAUAGUCGAAACACAGAAGAAAAAUUAUGAGAAAAAAUUGCAAAGCAUCUUUUCAAAAUCCCAAAUAGAAUUGAUAAAAAAUGGCAAUAGUGUGAGCUGGUCUACAAGUGAUAUAGAGGCAUAUAAAGUUAUUUAUACAACAAACAGUACAAUUUAUAAGUUUUUAUUAGAAAAAGGGUUUCCUUUGCCCUCCAUCCGCUUAAUUGAAUCAUCAUCACCCAGCCCGGAAAUAUCAUCAAAAAUAAUAAAACGAGUACAAGAACAAGAACAAGAUCAAAAUCAAAAUGAACUACAACAGCAAGAUGCAGAUCUCUAUGAAGAAGAACAGCAACAACAAUCACCAUCAUCUCUCCAAUCGUUAAUGGAUCAUAGUUAUAGUGAAGAAAUUGAAUUUGAAAUAUUAAAUGAAUAACAUAAAACAAAUAAUAAUAACUUUGUGAUUUGUACUUUUUA